AUGGAAACGGAUAGUGGUAUACCUGGUCAUUCAUUUGUAUUAAAGUGGACAAAAAACAUCUUUUCGCGCACAUUGCGUGCAUCUAACUGCGUACCUAGACAUGUUGGGUUCAUCAUGGAUGGGAACAGGAGGUUUGCCAGAAAGAAAGAGAUGGAGGUAAAAGAGGGCCACGAGGCAGGAUUUGUUAGUAUGAGUAGAAUCUUGGAACUAUGUUACGAAGCAGGGGUUGAUACAGCUACCGUGUUUGCGUUUUCAAUUGAAAAUUUCAAGAGGAGUUCACGUGAAGUUGAAUCAUUGAUGACUUUAGCGCGCGAAAGGAUACGACAACUCACAGAACGUGGAGAGUUGGCUUGUAAGUAUGGGGUACGCAUUAAAAUUAUCGGCGAUCUCUCUUUAUUAGAUAAGUCUUUAUUGGAAGAAGUUCGAGUUGCUGUGGAAACCACGAAGAACAACAAAAGAGCAACGUUAAACAUUUGCUUCCCAUAUACAGGCAGGGAAGAAAUUUUGCAUGCAAUGAAAGAAACAAUCGCUGAACAUAAGAAGGGUGCCGCUAUAGACGAAAGCACAUUAGAAUCACAUCUCUACACGGCAGGGGUUCCCCCUUUAGAUUUAUUAAUCAGGACAAGUGGCGUUUCCAGAUUAAGUGAUUUCUUGAUAUGGCAGGUAUCGAGUAAGGGCGUACGCAUCGAAUUGCUGGACUACCUAUGGCCAGAGUUUGGACCUAUACGGAUGGCAUGGAUUUUAUUAAAAUUUUCGUUUCACAAAUCCUUUUUAAAUAAAGAAUAUAGAUUAGAGGAAGGUGAUUAUGACGAGGAAACCAAUGGGGACCCCAUCGAUUUGAAAGAAAAGAAGUUGAAUUAA
This is a messenger RNA of Saccharomyces paradoxus, 861 nucleotides long. It is a transcript of the gene RER2, whose product is annotated as ditrans,polycis-polyprenyl diphosphate synthase. Bases 1 to 861 code for a protein of 286 amino acids. Gene Ontology annotation, molecular function: ditrans,polycis-polyprenyl diphosphate synthase [(2E,6E)-farnesyl diphosphate specific] activity. Gene Ontology annotation, cellular component: lipid droplet; endoplasmic reticulum; dehydrodolichyl diphosphate synthase complex. NCBI's taxonomy places the organism in Eukaryota, Fungi, Ascomycota, Saccharomycetes, Saccharomycetales, Saccharomycetaceae. The transcript has a single exon. The record is from RefSeq and is a predicted model, not a curated record.